This is a messenger RNA of Acaulospora morrowiae, 2892 nucleotides long. The record is from the annotation of a GenBank genome assembly. Lineage: Eukaryota; Fungi; Glomeromycota; Glomeromycetes; Diversisporales; Acaulosporaceae.
AUGCUUUCUCAUGCGUUAGAAACCUUUGAAUCUCACUUGCAAGCAGAUGAGCUUCAACAAGAUGAUUUAAUUCAAAUCAUACAGGAAAUUGAAGAAAUCAUUACUGACAAUAAUUUCGAGGAUUCGUUGCUUCCACAAACUCUAAUUUUAUUAACCAUAUCCUAUAAGCACUUUGAUGUUAUCAAACAUUUUGAAUCUCGGGCAGUUGAUUGUUUCAGGGAGAUAUUGCGAUUUAAGGGACAAGAAAUAAUGAAAUCAAUGGAAUUGUUCGCAUUAGGACUCCAGGCAGUACAAUCUAUAUCUGAAAACGUUGAAACAACUUUAUGUGAAAUUGUUGAUGAUGUUUCUGGCACACCGACCAUCAUCCAAAUCCAUGUGUCGUGUUUCCAUUUGUUAGGAGAGGCCCUGCAGACACUACGCAACAAAGUGACAAGCGACGGCGGUGACACUUUUCCGUUGAUCGAAUUCCUCGUUAAGCAGAAGGAACACGGAUUAAGCGCGUUUUCCAGUGUUUGUUCUUGUGUCCUCAAGACAUGUUAUUGCGCGCUUACGAUUACCAAGGUUCCUGUAGUAAUAAAUAGGUUUUCCAAGAAUUGCGAGUUGCGCCAGUUAAUCUCCACGUGGUGCAAAAGAGCUCAUGAAGUUUUGGGCGACUUUUUGAAGUUUGUUGAUGAACAUUUGUUGGUAUUAGACAGUGACGAACUCGACCUAGACGAAACGAUUGCAUUCGGAAUUUCUGAUGUUUGCAACGGUCUCAUACCGAUAGCCGAAGCGAGUGCGACAGAUUAUCCGACCCUUACACUUACAUGGAAAUAUUUAGUAAGAUUAUCGGUCAAGCACCAAAGUGACGUGUUCAAAAGGACAUUAAAGCUGGAUUCGAUCAUACUUAUCCUUUGUCGCGGUGUAUCAGAAAAUUACGCAAGAUUGAUAAAAUUUGUUAUGUUCAAGAAGUCCGUUAAACAGACACCUUCGGAUGGCAAGCAGUUUGACAAGAUGUUGACAAUUGUAAGAUUUUACAUUGCACAUUUGCUGAGUAUCGUAAAAGCACAUGCAGAAGUCAUAGCAUGGGACGCAAAUCCAAUUAUUAUCCAGACCUUACGGACUACUUUAACAUUUCUCGUGAGUAAAAUGUCACCUGUGUGUGGGAUGCCGACAUAUUUUAGUAAUUUGUUGCAAGGUCGUGUGCUCCUCGUUGUCAACAAUGUCUUCCUUGCGUUGAUUAUUAACGAUAGCAUCACAAAUGAUGAUUAUCGCUACAAGAUGAUAUUCAACUUUUUCAACUUUGAUCUUGAUUCCGUGAACCGGAAUCAUUCAAGUCUGCUUGGAGAUAUAAAAAUCGACGAGUUCAAGUUUGCAAGGAUUCAUUUCUUAUUGGUGAUUUUUGCCAAUUUCGAUGACAUACCAAUCUCGCUACAUUCGAAAUUAUUUUCGGAUCCAACAAAAUCACAAACUUUUUGCCUGCUGAGACUCUUUUUCGAUACACUAGACGAUUACCCGGAAUGCUUUCUUUUCACUUUGAUAGACGCGCCCAAUGCAGAAAGCUUCGCUGCACCAUCAAUUGUCGGUUCUAAUCUGGCACCUUUAGAAGAUUCCUUCUACAUGCAUGUGGUGAUUACAUUUUGUACAUUCGUAAAAAUGCUAUCGCCGUUACUGUUUACGCUGUGCGAACACUACAUGUUAGAAUUCUUGUUGAUCUCUCGGAGUACCACAACCUGUGCUUUAAUCAUUGAUUCCUGGUGCUGCGUUGGAAAAUCAUUGGCGAACUGCGAAUUAUAUCAUCAAGUUCAAUUAAUAUUGGAAAUUAUCUCCAAACUUCCCAAUACGCCUUCAGUACGAUGUCGAUUGCAAAGGCUUUCAAAACGCCUGAUCCAAUUUCUCGAUUCUGAGCAAGUGGCCAAAGCGUCCGAACAAUUUCUUUUCUCCUUGCCCGAUGGGGGAAAGGCAGCUCUCGUUAGCGGUGUAACUAAAGUUCAAAUAAAGAUGUCUGGGUACGCACAAAUAUGUUCAUGGAUCAACUUUUACGUCCAAAAUGUUCGAAAUUUGUCAGCUGACGGAUUAUUUGCACUUCACUUUGUCAUCUUGCAUGUAAAAAAUAUCCUUUUAACACGCAACGACAUUCAACUCAAUCCUUUCAACCUUGUACAUAUGACAUUGGGAUUUUUAAAGAAUUGCAUAUAUUCUCUGAAUGACUUGCAGCCUUCUUCGUCGGAAUUCAGAAAAGUUUUCACGACGGUCGAAAGUGUUUUCUGCCUUUUGACAGACACACGAUCACUAUCUAUUGAGGAAGCACGAGAGAUUCUCAGAACGACGGAUCUUUGGAUCUCUUCACCGCAUUUGAAAAGAUUUAUGUGUUUCUUUGGUGUAUACAAUUUCAUUGUUGAUUAUGCUGAUACAUUACUCCAAUCAAGUGACAAGCAAAGUUUGAUCAGCAUUUUCGAGGAGUCAUUACAAAGUGCUGACUGGCUAAAAAAUCACGAAGCAACCGCGCUGAUUGCAAAUCUCGAAAUAAUUCAACUUGUUGUAUCCGAAAGACACGAGUCAAUAAAAAGAUUUACAAACCAUUCGCCCUCCCAUUUUGACAAUGAACCUGUGACUGAAUCGGAUUUCUGGAAGUUUAACGAUAAUGGUGAAGUUGAUGAGUGGAAUAAAUUACUACCAAUGAAAGAUCUACUUAACGACGAGCUGAUGUCCCUCUCAAGAAUUUUAUAUUUGACGUCAUGUAAGGUUGACAAAGGUAAAGAAUCGGUGAUGCAAGAGCAAGAUUGUUUGAACGGAGCAUGUUUAGUGCAGAACUUUAUUCGGGAAUGUCAUCAGAUGGCGAUUACUCCCGAGAUAAGGAAUGUGUUGUCAAACUUGAGAGAUCUUUUAAAUAAUUUCUUCGAUAAAGAAUAA